This is a messenger RNA of Sceloporus undulatus (fence lizard), 2733 nucleotides long. It is a transcript of the gene SOX12, whose product is annotated as SRY-box transcription factor 12. The transcript is spliced from 2 exons. Lineage: Eukaryota; Metazoa; Chordata; Lepidosauria; Squamata; Phrynosomatidae. The record is from RefSeq and is a predicted model, not a curated record. Gene Ontology annotation, biological process: positive regulation of transcription by RNA polymerase II; anatomical structure morphogenesis; cell differentiation. Bases 861 to 1844 code for a protein of 327 amino acids. Gene Ontology annotation, molecular function: RNA polymerase II cis-regulatory region sequence-specific DNA binding; DNA-binding transcription factor activity, RNA polymerase II-specific.
AUCAGUGGGAAAUAACUUGAGGGCACACCUCAACAAGAAGUAGGCUACCAGGAGCCCCAGGUUGUGGCUAUUAAGGGUUAAGUCAUGGACCUGUGGGCUUCAGCUUUCAGUGGGAGGAGCUGGUGCCAUGAGCAACUCCCCCAAAGGCCAUAUUUUGGGAAGUCUUGCUGGAUGCUCCAUCUUUUGAUAGCUGCUGAACCAUGUAGUCCAAGGAUGGCUAGGAGGGGCUGAGGGGGGGGGGGUUCAGGGCCACAGAGGCACCCAGUCAGGAAGGCAGGGACCCUUCCUUGUUGGAUGCAAAAAGAGCCAGGGGAAAGACAAGGCCAGCAAUGGAGAGAGCCAAGUGCCUGGAAGGAUGCUGGACUAGACUGGUACCCAAGAUGGUGCACAAGAGGGUUGAACAUUAGCGGCAAGCGAGAGAAGGCGUGAUGCCUGGGUCGUCCUCGAGUGAUGCUGAGCACAGAGAAGCCCCCAGCUUGGCGCUGACACCCACCAGCCGCUGAAUUUUUUGCAUACAUUUUUAAAAAAACAUUUGGAGGCAGCCAAGACAACUCUCUACUCGCCGGCAAUCCCUUCUCUGGCGUCACCAGGAGGUACGGCGGUGGCUGCCCUGCAUGGAAGACAGUGCCACAGGCGCUUCUGUCAAUGUGCCAGCGAGCGCCUUCGAGAGACUGAGUUAAAAGGGGGGCGUGGACCAAGGGAAAGCGCUCACCGGCAGGCAGAGAGAUUGAGAAUUGCUGCUUCUUUGCCCACCCGCCAGUGGACGAUGAAAAAAUAACCCUUGGUUUGAGAUCAGCAUCUGGCAAGAAAAGGAGAGAAAGCAAGAGAAGGUCUGGAGGAAAAAAGGUCAGCUUGGCAGGAUGGUGCAGCAAAGGAGCGUCAGGAACCGGGGGACAGAGACCAAGAGGGAGGUGUGUCCCAAAGAUGCCCUGAUCCUGAAGGAUGCCAAAGGAGAACCAGGCUGGUGCAAGACACCCAGCGGGCACAUCAAGCGCCCCAUGAACGCCUUCAUGGUCUGGUCCCAGAACGAACGGCGGAAGAUUAUGGACCAGUGGCCGGACAUGCACAAUGCCGAGAUUUCCAAGCGCCUCGGCCGGCGUUGGCAACUCUUGCAGGACUGCGAGAAGAUCCCUUUCGUCAAGGAGGCGGAACGCCUACGGCUGAAGCACAUGGCUGACUAUCCCGACUACAAGUACCGACCCAGGAAGAAGGGGAAGAUGGGCAAUGCCAAGUCUCGCCCAAGAGUACCGGUGAAGAUCAAGCCCUCAGUCCUAGGGAGGGUGGCCUCCACCCGAAGGCACGUGCCCAAGCAGGAUCCCAGAGCCAGCGGUCAGGUGGGACGGUCGACACCCGAGCCGGAGGAUGAUGAUGACCCCCUAGAAGUGCGGCUCUUGGAGACGUCUUUGGAUGACAGCCCGAAAAUGCCCACCAAGGAGUUCUGGCACGUGGUGCCAAACUCCAACGAGAAAGGCGGGUGGCCGUCCAACUCUGGAGAGACGAAAGACCAUGAAGCUGUCGGGUUGACCAAGCCCUUCUUGGACGAGGCAAGGUCCUCUGAGAUCUCUUCUCCGGCAUCCACCCGGUCACCUCCCUCUUCCUUCGCCUCCUCGGAUGAAGAGUUGGAAGAAGAGCUCUUGAAUUUCCUGCCCAGCCGAGCCCCGCCAAAUGUGGUGGUGCCCUGUGGGACCCCGGACUGGUCUGUCUUUGACAAAGACCUUGACCUCUUCCCUUUGGGGGCCGCCUCUCACUUUGAGUUUCCGGAUUAUUGUACCCCGGAGGUGACUGAGAUGAUAGCCGGGGACUGGCUGAUGUCCAGUAUCUCGGACUUGGUCUUUACAUACUGAGUCCUCACCAGGUAAACUCUCAUUUCUCCGCAAUCAGGUUGUAUCAAAAGAAAGAAAGAAAAAAAAUAAUGAAAAAAGAAUCCCAACUGUUUACAUGCAGGAAUCAGGUAUUAUCCAUUUCCCACCCUUGCCUUGGCUGCAUUCAAAGGCAAUCUUUCUUUCCAUCAGCCAAUCCCCCCCCCCCCAAUCGGCACACACCCACUUUGCCGGUGUCUGCCGGCUUGGCAUGGUGGGGCUUUGGCAUCUCAUCACCUCUCUCGCCUCCCCCCAUAAAAAAAAUCCACUGAGAGAGACAGAGAGGUCCUGCCUGUGUUUAUUUACCCAUGAAAUUUGACUGUCUAAUCAGGUUUUCAUUGUAACCUUCUCCAGUCGUUUCUCUGCCCGCCACGACUCCCCCUCUUCCUCCUGGCUGCAGCUGCUUCCCAGCUCCGCCAUCCGUGGCUGAGACAGAGACCCCCUCCAUCCCCACCCCAAGCCCACCACCUUCCCCUUCUAUCCUCAGCCCCUGCCCACCGUAGCUGUUUCUUCACACCUGAUUCUGCUUCUGUGGCCAUCCAUCCAUCUAUCCGUCCGGGGCUUUGAUUUCCGGUGCCAUUUUCAUGCUUGUCUUUGGGUUACAUUCUCUCAUUUGUUAUUUCCACUCUCACACACACCCUUCUUCCCUUCUCUUCCAUUUGAAAUGGCUCCCAGGGAAAGACAGAAAGAGUCGCCAGCUCGACUGUGUCCCAUUUUCUAUAGAUGCUAAGGGCCAUUUUGCAAGCGUGCCAGUCUCUGGUACCAGAGAGGGGUAGGGCUCUGGGGUCCUCAUUCCACAAGAUUUUUUUGUGUAGCGGAAUGGGUGAAAACUCAUUCCUGGUGCUGGGGAGGAUUCACUUUGGGGGAAGAGAUG